AUGGCAGACAGGGGCAGCUUGCGGUGGAAGAAACUCUGCGACUUCUUCGAGCGGAAUUCGCGACAAACGAAGAGGAAUAGGAAGGAGGAAUCGAUCGCUGGCCUGCUGAAAGAGCACAGGUCAAGAGCUCCCAAGGGCGCAGACAUGGGCUCCCACAUGUACCAGCUGAUCAGAAUCUUGCUGCCGCAGUUCGAUCGUGAGGAGAUGGGCGCCAACGUCUCCUACAACAUGAAGGAAUUGUCGCUCGCCCAACGAUUCAUUGAAGCCCUCUCUCUCAACAAGAAGUGCGAGGAUGCUCAACGGUUGCUGGGAUGGAAGCAGCCGAUAGCGGGGGAAGGGAUGGGGAACUUCUCUCUCGUCCUCGAGAACGUGCUGAGGCCGAGAACGGAAUCGAACGAGGAGGGGAAGAUGACCCUGGGAGACGUGAACGCAUUCCUGGAUCAGUUGAGCGAGAAUGCAAGCAACUCCAAGAGGCAAGCGAUCCUUCUGGCAGAGCUCCUGAUCCGAGCCAGUGCGUACGAGAUUAGGUGGAUAGCCCGGGUGAUCCUCCGAGAAUUGAAAGCAGGCUUGUCCGAGAAACUCGUGCUCAAUGCUUUUCAUCCAGACGCCAUGGAAUUCUUCAAGAUCAACACAAAUCUUCGUGAGGUUGUGAACAAGUGCAAGGAUCCAAAAGUGCGUUUGAACAAGAUCAACAUCGACUACUUUCAGCCCUUCAAUCCCAUGUUGGCAGAAAAGGUCACUGAUCUGCAGGCUGUACCAGAGUAUUUCAAGAAUCGAGUGUUUUGGAUUGAGAACAAGUUCGAUGGUGAAAGGAUUCAGAUCCACAAGUGUUUUGAUCGACUCUCCUGCUACACGAGGAGGGGGAACGACUAUACUGAACUCUACCAGCCGUUGCUGGAUAUCUUGAGGAGAGAGAAGUUGAUAGCUGCGGAGAGAUGCAUCCUCGAUGGUGAGGUGGUGGGUUGGAACUUUGACCAGCAGAAGUGGGAAAAGUUCGGUACGAACAAGUCGAUAGCGAUGAGAAUGGGGAAUGAUGGCGAUGAUUGGGAAAAGCCCCGCCAGAUGUCCAGCUCCGAUUUUGCAAACUCUGGAGCCACAAAGAGCACCUUGUGCUUUGUUGUGUUUGACAUUGUUUGCGAGGGAGACACGGUAAUGACUGACUGGCCGCUGAAGGAGAGGAGGGAACGACUUGUUGAAAUCAUCCGGGAGAAAGAAAAGAUCGUUGAGAUAGUCAAGCACGUUGAAGCCUCUGACAGCGGAGAAGUGUACAAGAAGCUUGAAGAGGCUUUGGAAACGGAGGAGGAAGGGAUUGUUCUCAAGAACCCGGAGUCGAAGUACGUUCCGAAGUCGAGAGAGAAGGGAGAGUGGAUGAAGCUGAAGCCUGACUAUCUCGGAGGGUCGGAAGAGUUUGACUUGUUGAUUGUUGGAGGAACUUACGGGAAAGGACAGCGAGGAGGGCAGGUGUGGCAGUUCAUUUGUGCUGUUGCAGACGAACCUCGAGAAAAGGGCAAGCCGCCCUCGUGCUUCCGCACCAUGUGCAGAGUUGGAACGGGGAAGACAAGGGAAGAGUUCAUGCAGCUUUUCAACCUGCUCAAGGAGAACAUGAGGCCCUACAAGCGCCUCACGCAAGGGAAGACGGCUGUAGACCGGGAUGUGAAGUUCGAGAGGAAGCAAGACUUUACUUCCGUCCAGUGGCAGCAGAAAGACGGCGCUGACCCGGUCGAGGUUCUCUUCUCGGGGAACGCCAAAGAGGAGGUGGACGUCGUCUUUGAUCCAAGAAAGAGUAGGGUGCUGACCCUGGUGGCCGACUAUCGUCUCAUAGAGUCCAACGUAUUCAUGGCAGCCCGGGGGGUUGAAGGAAAGGACGACAAGACCGGGUGGACGCUCCGGUUCCCUCGCAUCCGAGAGGGCGGAUAUCGGUGUGGCGAGAUGGGUGGAGACGAGAAGCCCUGGUUUGACUGCAUGACGUCCCGGCAGUUCGAGGAAGCCAUCGCUCGAUCGCAGCAGCCGUAUCACAUCCACGAGAUGCAGGCCUUUAACAAGGCCAAGGGAGGGAAGAAGCGCAAGCUGAGCCAGUCCACGGGUAGAAGGACGCGAGGCGCACGAGUUAUCGAGGACGCAGCGUUCAGUGGCAACAGCUACGAGGCAAAGUACGACGUGUUCAAGGGGAUGGAGAUAUGCGUGCUGCCCGGAGAUCCCGAGCAGAAGAGGGAGACAGAGCAGCUGGCUCGGGAGCUGGGAGCGACGAUGGUGGCAAACAUCGACAGCUUGACAACGCACAUCAUCGGGAUGAGGAUGGAUCAGCGUUUUAAGAACCUCAAGGAGGCUGAUUGUGACGUCAUCGGGAGGCAUUGGGUGUCCGAAUGCUCCGAGAAGAAGCGGCUGGUUGAACUCGCCCCCCGGCACAUGAUGCAUGCUUCUGCUGCUCGCAGGAAGGAGUUCCACAACCUUUACGACAAGUUCGGCGACAGCUUCACAGAAAGGUGCACCGAGAAGGAGCUGGAUUUGCUUCUUGACGAUCCCCAAGACCCCAAGACGUGGGAGGAUCUGUUCGACGUUCACAGUGACGGCGAGAUCGACGACGAGGAGAUGAAAGAGCUCGAGGAUAGCCUGGCGACCCCCUACAAGUCGUUGAACUGGUCAAGUCUGAGGGGAGAUCGCGUCCUUAGCUUGCGGUCCGAUGACGCGUCAAACUUUGCACGAGACUGGCUGGAAGCUUGCAAGAUCCUCUGGAAGAGCAGAGGCUGUGUCAUAGAGGAGAAGUCGGUCAAAGACAUGCAGAAAGAUGGUCGCUGGAUGCCAAGCUUACGCGAUUAUGACGUACUGCUCGUGGACAACGAGCAGCUGAUCAAGGAGCUUCAGCGGCAAGGCGUCAGAGCUCGUUUCCUUUCUCCUGCCUGUGACAUCAACUUGGAAGGAAGAGAAUAA
Messenger RNA from Guillardia theta CCMP2712, 2928 nucleotides. It is a transcript of the gene LigIV, whose product is annotated as Lig4/DNL4/DNA ligase IV non-homologous end joining DNA repair. Gene Ontology annotation, molecular function: DNA binding; DNA ligase (ATP) activity; ATP binding. Lineage: Eukaryota; Cryptophyceae; Pyrenomonadales; Geminigeraceae. Gene Ontology annotation, biological process: DNA recombination; nucleotide-excision repair, DNA gap filling; double-strand break repair via nonhomologous end joining. Bases 1 to 2928 code for a protein of 975 amino acids. The record is from RefSeq and is a predicted model, not a curated record. The transcript has 6 exons. Gene Ontology annotation, cellular component: DNA ligase IV complex.